UUGGAAAAGUCUCACAAAAAGAGAGAGAAAACUGCUACAGUUUGUUUGCAUGUUAAUACAUGUACAAAACUUGCUUCUUCUUUCUCUAUCUUUGUUUUCUUCUCCGUAGAUAAAAGGAACUUGAAAAAAUCAAAACCAAACAAACAAAAACAAAGGAAAAUACUCCUCCUUUUCCACAAUGGGUUGUUUCUUUGAUCCAUCUCCAUCUUCUUUCUCUCGGUUUCUCAGCUUUUCUUGUAAGGAUCAUGUCAUCACAUUCCAGUUGUUUGUAUCAGCUUCCUGGGAAACCAUUUACUCUUGAGGUCUAAGUAGUAAUUAUUACAUCAUCUUUUCUUUUUUUUCUUGCUCUUGGUGGGUUUUUUUGGUUGGAGUGGUCUGUUUGGUUGCUGAGAAAGUGGAAGAAAAGAGACUUGAAGACAAGAAAGAUUGGUUUUUGAGUUUUUGUUUUAGUUUGGUUUGAGUAGAUAUGAGACUAAAUUGAGCUGUCCUGUUUUUCUUUUAGUAUUUUGUUUUGGAUUUUUUUAGAAGUACUUCCAAAGGAGAGUAAGGAAAAAUAAAAUAAAAUCUUGUUAGAAGUUUGGAUUUUUUCCCUUGAAGAUCAAAUUUUGAUUCAUUUUAAUGCAUAAAUUUUAUACUAAGUUGAGAUUAAUUUAUGGUUUCUCAACCAAGAACAGAAACUGAGUAACUUUACACAUUAAAUUUUGUUCUUUUUUCUUAAAAAUAUAUUUCUGGCGUUUUCUUUGAUUUUCUGGGAAAACAAACAAAAGGGACCUGAAUGAAAUAGAGAAGCAAAGAUCAUUAACUAAGGAAAACCAAACACUCUAUUUCCUUUUAGUUUUUGCUUUUGACCAUAAAGGGAAAUUUCAACUAACUUGAAAAAAAUUCUACUCCACUCUAGAUUUCCUUUUUGAACUUUUCAAGUUGCCACUAGCCAGUCCUUCAACAUACUAAAAGAUCGUAAUUUCAAGGUCCCCUUUUUCCUGUUAUCCUUUCUCAGCAACCAAACAGACAUUUGAUGUUGGUAGCCAAGCCAGCUAAGUCUAAGGUCUUGGAUCUAUAAGAGGGAAACAUCAAUUGUUUUUGUGGUAGUGGGUAUUGAAUUCUAGACGCAAUGAGGAAUUUUUCCUCCAUGUUCAAUGGGUUAGCAAGGUCCUUUUCUAUAAGAAAAGGGAAAAAUUCAGGGAAUGGUGAUGGAAGAGAAGCUGCCGAGGCAAUGGCAAAGGAUGCAAAGAAGAAUGACCGGAUUUUGAGGUCUUCUGGUUUUGUAAAUGUUGAUGUUUCCAACAAUUUUGCCUCAGUUUUCUCCAAGAGGGGCAGAAAAGGAGUAAACCAGGAUUGUGCAAUUGUAUGGGAGGAAUUUGGAUGUCAAGCAGACAUGUUGUUUUGCGGGAUAUUUGAUGGCCAUGGUCCAUGGGGUCAUUUUGUAGCGAAGAAGGUCCGAGAAUCAAUGCCUUCCUCCUUGCUUUGCAAUUGGCAAGAGACUCUAGCUCAGACAUCGCUUAACCCGGAUAUUGAUUUGGAAUCUGAUAAAAAGCAUCAGAGAUUUCACAUAUGGAAGCAUUCUUAUCUAAAGACUUGCGCUGCUGUUGAUCAUGAGCUGGAGCAGAAUAGGAAGAUUGAUUCCUUCUACAGUGGAACAACUGCCUUGACAAUUGUCAGACAGGGUGACCUAAUAUAUAUGGCCAACAUAGGUGAUUCUCGGGCUGUUUUGGCUACAACUUCAGAUGAUGGAAACUUGGUUCCUCUUCAGCUUACUGUUGAUUUCAAGCCCAAUUUACCUCAGGAGGCCGAGCGGAUAACUCAGUGCAAAGGGCGGGUGUUCAGUUUGCAUGAUGAGCCAGAGGUGUACAGGGUUUGGCUGCCUGAUGAGGAGUCACCAGGACUGGCGAUGUCUAGAGCUUUUGGGGAUUACUGCAUAAAGGAUUACGGGCUUAUUUCCGUUCCUGAAGUCACACAAAGACAUAUAACCAGCAGAGACCAAUUUGUUGUACUUGCUACUGAUGGGGUAUGGGAUGUUGUUUCCAAUCAGGAAGCGAUUCAAAUAGUAUCUUCAACGCCAGACAAGGCGAAGGCAGCUAAGCGUCUAGUUGAGUGCGCUGUCCAUGCUUGGAAACAGAAGAGGAAGGGCAUUGCAAUGGAUGAUAUUUCAGCCAUCUGCCUCUUCUUCCACUCAUCUCCCUUAUCUCAGUAUGAAGUUGAUCUUGUUCCAACUUCAAAAUAGUGCUUAUGUAACUGAGCAAGGUAAUUGCUCUUAAAAGUUUAUCGCCAGAUAGUGUAUUUCUUACGUCAAUGUAGUUGAUCAGAAAGUGUUCAUUUCA
Molecule: messenger RNA, 2318 nt
Organism: Durio zibethinus
Lineage: Eukaryota; Viridiplantae; Streptophyta; Magnoliopsida; Malvales; Malvaceae
Product: putative protein phosphatase 2C 34
Biological process (GO): protein dephosphorylation
Molecular function (GO): protein serine/threonine phosphatase activity
Source: RefSeq, a predicted model, not a curated record